UUAGGGAAGUUCUAUAUUUAAAGGAGCUUGUUAUCGACAUACCGUCCCAUCCCUGUUCCAACCAACUCAACAGAAUCAAUCUCUCUCUCUCUCUCUCUCUCUCUCUCUGUGACUGUGUGUGUGUGUGUCUCUCUCUCUCUCUCUCCGGCCAUGGACCCAUACAAGUACGUCCCCUCAAGUGCAUACGACUCUCCUUUCUGGACAACAAAUUCCGGAGCACCUGUUUGGAACAAUAACUCUUCAUUGACUGUUGGGACUAGAGGCCCAAUUCUUCUUGAGGAUUAUCAUUUGGUCGAGAAACUUGCCAAUUUUGAUCGGGAGCGUAUCCCUGAACGUGUCGUCCAUGCAAGGGGAGCCAGUGCCAAGGGGUUUUUUGAGGUCACCCAUGAUAUUUCACACCUAACUUGUGCUGAUUUUCUGCGAGCUCCAGGAGUUCAGACACCUGUUAUUGUUCGUUUCUCCACUGUCAUCCAUGAACGUGGUAGCCCUGAAACCCUGAGGGAUCCCCGAGGUUUUGCAGUGAAGUUCUACACCAGAGAGGGUAACUUCGAUCUGGUGGGUAACAAUUUCCCAGUUUUCUUUGUCCGUGAUGGAAUGAAGUUCCCGGACAUGGUCCAUGCUCUUAAACCCAACCCCAAAUCCCACAUCCAGGAAAACUGGAGAAUCCUUGACUUCUUCUCCCACCAUCCAGAGAGCUUGCAUAUGUUCUCCUUCCUAUUUGAUGAUCUGGGUAUUCCGCAAGACUACAGGCACAUGGAAGGCUCCGGUGUUAAUACCUACACCUUAAUCAACAAAGCUGGGAAGGCUCAAUAUGUCAAGUUCCAUUGGAAACCUACUUGUGGAGUGAAGUGUUUGUUGGAAGAUGAGGCCAUUAAGGUUGGGGGAUCUAAUCACAGUCACGCUACCAAGGACCUCUAUGACUCAAUAGCAGUUGGAAAUUACCCUGAAUGGAAACUUUUCAUUCAGACAAUUGAUCCUGAUCAUGAAGAUAGAUUUGAUUUUGAUCCACUUGAUGUAACCAAGACCUGGCCUGAGGACAUAUUGCCCCUGCAGCCAGUCGGUCGCCUGGUCCUGAAUAAAAACAUUGAUAACUUCUUUGCGGAGAAUGAACAACUUGCUUUUUGCCCUGCUCUUAUUGUACCCGGUGUCUACUAUUCCGAUGAUAAGCUACUCCAAACUCGUAUAUUCUCUUAUGCUGAUACCCAGAGGCACCGGCUUGGACCUAACUAUCUGCAGCUCCCAGCUAAUGCUCCCAAAUGUGCUCAUCACAACAACCAUCAUGAUGGAUUCAUGAAUUUCAUGCAGAGGCAUGAGGAGGUUAACUACUUCCCUUCAAGGUUUGAUCCUGUACGUCAUGCUGAGAAGUACCCAAUUCCUUCUGCUGUCUUGACAGGAAGGCGUGAAAAGCGUGUCAUUGAGAAAGAGAACAACUUCAAGCAGCCUGGAGAGAGAUACCGAUCCUGGGCACCAGACAGGCAAGAGCGUUUCAUCUCCAGAUGGGUUGAGGCUUUAUCUGACCCACGUGUCACCCAUGAGAUCCGCAGUAUCUGGAUCUCAUAUUGGUCUCAGGCCGAUAAGUCUUUGGGUCAAAAGAUAGCAAAUCGCCUGAAUGUGAGGCCAAGCUUUUGAAGCUGUGGUUAUCGCAGAGAUUUGGCAGGAGCAAUGUGGAGAGGACAUCAGCUCGGUGAAAGUAUUAAUUUGAAGUGUUAGGCGCCCGUUACUUAUCAGAAAUGAAGAAAUCGAGCGUUAAACGCCUUCUCUAUUUAUACUAUGUAUAUUUAUUUGCAUGAUAUGGACUUUUUUAGUCGCAGGAUAUGGACUGUUUGAGACAAUGAUGUCAUGAUGAUAUAUAAUAAAAAGGUUGUUAUGGGAAGUGAAAUUUAGGAUUUCA
Molecule: messenger RNA, 1891 nt
Organism: Rhododendron vialii
Lineage: Eukaryota; Viridiplantae; Streptophyta; Magnoliopsida; Ericales; Ericaceae
Product: catalase isozyme 1-like
Exons: 8
Coding region: 151-1629 (492 amino acids)
Biological process (GO): hydrogen peroxide catabolic process; response to hydrogen peroxide
Cellular component (GO): cytoplasm; peroxisome; plasma membrane
Molecular function (GO): heme binding; catalase activity
Source: RefSeq, a predicted model, not a curated record